CGGAAAUACGCGGGCUUCUAGACAUGCCGUUGCCUGCGCGAGAAAGUUUAACAACUCCGAGGAGCGCUAGAGCUCCAAUAGGCCGGAGACCACCUAGUAGCCUCCCCCAUACACGUAAAAAAGAGAAGACGCCUGAGAGUCCUCCGGAUAUGGAUUCCCCAGUGGGAAGUGUUGGCAGCGAUUUGCGACGGCAAAAUGAGGAACUUCGUGCUCGUCUUGCUGGAGAGAGCGCAGAUCAUAAAAGAAGACUGGAUGCUUAUCGACGUGCUCAGCAAGGACAAGCAGCACUGGUUUCUCGUCUACAAGCAAAGGUUCUCCAAUACAAACAAAGAUGUAAUGAUCUGGAGAACCAAAUGCUGGAAACCACACCACGCAGUGACACUAGCUACCGUCCGACAACUUCCUCUGGGAAAGCUAUUGCCCUUCCGCCCUCGACCCAGCAAACGCCAUCACCAGAUUUGCGGAGAGAUGAACGCAUUACUGACUUGGAAACCGCCUUAAGAAGACUAGAUGAGGAGAAACGCAAAUGUGAAAAGCUUGUGUCUCAGAACACUUUACUCCGUGAGCAACUGGAGGAAUCGCAUCAGUUAAAUGAAGCUUUGACAAAUGAUCUGCAAAAGUUAACUAAUGACUGGGAGGCACUGCGAGAUGAAAUGUCAAUCAAGGAAGAUGAGUGGAAAGAUGAAGAACAGGCCUUUAAUGAUUACUAUUCAAAUGAACAUAACCGUCUUCUCAACUUGUGGCGAGAAGUGGUAUCUGUUAAGAGGUUCUUCUCAGAUCUGCAAACCAACACUGAGCGUGAUUUGUACAAAGUAAAAAAUGAUAUGGACUCAGCUGCUAGAGAUUUGGUGGGGACUCUGAGUGGUUAUGCUAUUACAGCAUAUGCCAGUCAUGAUGAUUCUAAGCCUGAUCUUCAAACUUCUCAAACACCAAAUCCAGGUUCGGCAAUUGAAAACCUCCAUUCUGAUUUACACUCAAUUACCACUCAAAGAGACAAUGCUCUGUCUGAAUUGAAAGAGAGAGACACACGUAUACAACGCUUGCUACAGGAGCUACAGGGAUUGGAAGAGCGAUGCGAGUGUGCCGAAGCAGUUUGUUCAGAGGCGGGAAUAAUGCGCUCAGCGCUGGAGGAAGUUGCGCGUGCGCUUAUUCAGGAUUCUGAACCUGACGCUCCGCCUCUACAUAUGCAUCUAGACAGGUCACCCAAACGUGGUAUAGCUCUGUCAGCAAAUCCGACAGCAUUCGCCGAAAGUACGAUAUCUGCACUACAGGCCGCCUUACACAAGUACCAGAUACAGAUACACGAAUUGCAGGUAAAACUACAAAAUACAAGAGAACAAUUGAUGACUUGCCGAAAACAUUCCGAAACUGCGGAUUCACACGUGGCUUCGUUAGAGAACAAAGUGGAAGAUCUACAAGGAAAAUUGGAUCAAACGAAUGCAGAUUUGAACCAAGUUGUGCAAGAGCGGGAAUCACUUCAAAAGACUGUGGAAGCGCUGAGAAUUGAUAAGAAUAACCUUGAAAGGAAUCGUGUUGAAAUUAAUGCUAUGGUGGAGUCUCUAACAUCGGACUAUGAAAAACUUCAAAAAGUAAACAAUCGUCUAGAAAAGACAAUUGAAGGGCUAGAGAAUGAAAAAAGAUCACUCAACUCGGAAGUCGAUCAUUUGCAUCGAGAACUUACUAGUAGGGACUCAGUUUUACGAACGGAGGAAGAACGUUCAUCCCGUCUCCGUAGCGAGCUGGUCAGUGUACGAGAAGAGUUGAAUAAGACCGCUUUAGCUCGAGAUCUACUGGACCAGCAGAAGAUAGAGGCGGAUGCUAUACUGUCACAGAUGGAGAAGAAUAGAAGUGAGUUGGAAAUUGAGUUAGAACGGAGUCUCUUAGAACGUGGUGAUCUUCAAGACUUGGUGGAGAAAUUACAGUCGCUGGUUCGCAACCUUGAGUGUGAUAAGAAGAAACUCAUUGAAGACGUUAAACUUUUGGAAGACGAGAAGUCUUCGCUCUCCAACCAGUCAUCAGACCUUCAAGGAGAUCUGAACUCUCUCCGAAAAGAAUUGUUAGCUGCUGAACAGCACCGGAUGGAGUUGGAGACAGAUAAAUCAACAUUACACGAGAAGAUUAAGUUCUUGGAGGGAGAAAGAGAGAAGGUUGAGAUGGAGUUGAGACAAGUUACCAGAGAAAGGGGAGAAUUAAGUUCACAAUUGACCGCGAUGGCCCGUAAGAAAGACACAUUGAACGAAGAAAUAAUUCGACUACAACAAAGAUUGGAGCAGGCUAACGAAACCAUUGGUCGUUUGAACCGUUCUAUUGACAAUCACGUUAAGGAAGGUGAAGAAAAACAGAUAUUAAUAGACAGUCUUGACAAAGACAAACAGCAUCUCCAAGAGCAAUUAGCAAGUGUUCGCUCUGAGAAAGACGCGUUGGAGGCUGUUUUGUUCGAUACAGCCAAUAUGUUGGAGGAUGCUGAUAGCAAACGAAGCAAACUCGAGCAGGACUUGCAGAAUACAUUAGUCCAACAGGAAAAUCUUAAAGGUCAAAUAGCACGUCUAACAAAAGAUUUAGAAUGCAGCGAGAAGAAACUGCGUGAAACGAAAAAUAGUAUGCAACAUCAAAGCGGAAAGAAAGAGGCAGAAUAUCAGCAGGUUAUCACUAACCUGAAUCGCACCACAACUGAGAAUAUAACCAAACUUAAAGAAGAAAAGGAACAACUCCGUCAAGUGCUCGAACAGAAGCUAAAUCAAACUAUAGCAAUGCUGUCGAGUGAGAAGGAAGUAUUGGAAGCGAGUGCGAGAGAACGGGAGAAGAAAUUACUGGCGUCCCGCGAUCAGUUGAUGUUACAACACGAUGAAGCUAUGCUUAGAGCUGAGAAUGAUAAGCAGCAGGCCUUGCUUAUGGCUCAUCAAGAACAACAAGCCCUAAUAGAACGCUUGGAAGAAGCAAAACGUAUAUUGGACUGCGAGCAGAACAAACUGGAACGAGUCAAAAGAGACGCUCAAGCCAGGUCAGAUCAGGACAGGGGAUUUAUCAACCAGCUUAAGGAUGACCUGUCUGCUUUGAAGACUCGGCUUGAGGAAGCUAAGGCGGCAGCUGAAGACGAUUGUGCGAGAUUCGAGAAUCGUAUAAAAGAAUUGCACUUAGAGAAGGAAGCGCUGAAUCGCGAGUGUCAAGAGACGCGUGCGCAUCUCUCAUUGGCUGAGGACAAAUAUGACGCCGCUUACGUACAGUUACAGGAUACUAUACGAAAAUUAAAGGAAUUGGAAAACGAAUCAGAAAGUCUUCGCAAAGAAUUGACAGACACUCGACGCCAGCUGAGCAACUGUUCGGCUGAGAGAGAUAAAUAUAACAGUGCCUGCAAAGAAUUAAGAGAACACGUAAAGAGAUCGGAGCAUGAGAGAAGAGAAGCUGCACGAGAUAGAGAUGAGGCCUACCAUAAGAUUGCUGGAUUAGAAGAAACCCGAACUUCAUUAGAACUAGAGCUAUCUCGCGUUCAAACGCUGCUAAAAGAGUCUGAAACUAGUGGACAGCACGUUGAUCGGUCUUUACGGACAACAGAAGCACAAUUGAAGCGAGAAAGAGCAGCAUUGGAACAGGCGCAACAUGAUAUCAAGGAGUUGCAAUCUAGACUCCAAAACGAGAGUGAAGAACGGGAGCGUAUAUCAAACGAAGCGUGCACGGCUAAGCGUCACGGGGCAGAACUGGACGCCAUGUUGGGAGCUGCGCGCGCAGAUAUUGCAGCUUUGAGACAGCGAGGUGCUGAACUAGAAGAAGCCUGUCGAGCUAGGGAUCAAGAAUUGGUUCUCCGUUUAGAAGAUUGUCGAUCAAAGGAGCGGCGUUUAGAGGAACUAAAACAUAAUUUGGAAGUCUGCCUUGCUGACGCUACACAGCAGAUUCAGGAGCUUAAGACUCGACUUGGCGCUUCCGAAGGCCGAUGCCGCGCUGUUGAAGCAGCUCUAAGCCAAAGUGAGGCGGGUCGUCGUGAUGCUGAGGCAAGAUUAUCAUCAGUUGCACACUCGUUACGACGCGUGUGUGGAAUACAACCUGAUGGCUCUGUGCAACAGGCUGCAAGGAGGCGUUUAGCGAGUCCAGCUAGAAGAUACAGUCCACAUAGGGGUCGUGAACAUUCAGAGGACCGCAAUGAGAUCAUCGACGUAGAUCCAGAGAUGAUUAAGAAAGGUGUACGGAAUCUCAUGCACGAAGUCUGCCAGAUUGAAAGGGAAAAAGAUGACUAUAAAACUCAAAUGAACGUAUUUAAAAAGCAACUUAAAGAAGCGACAGAACAACAAGGCAAAGGUGAAGGUAAAUUGCAGUCAGUGAGCAGUAAUCUUCGUGGAGUGCAGGAAGAAAAGGCAAAAUUGCAAUCUGCUUUGGGACAGAGGGAUGCUCAGCUCAAUGCAUUGAAUGAGUCAGUUCAAACAAAGACAGUUGAAAUAAGCAACUUGCGUGACAAAAUUACUAGUUUGGAGGCAGCACUCAGUUCUGUCACUGAAGAAAAGUCUCACAAUGAGAACAAGUCGGACAAUCUUCGUGGUCAACUGGCUGAACGCGUGCAAGAGGUGGCUCAACUUAGGGAAGCUUUGGCAGCAGCUGAGGGACGUGCGGCACGUCUGGACGUCCGUCGCGCUCAAUUGGAGGGUGAUAUACAACGUAGUGCCGUUGCUGCUAGAGAUAGGGAUCAAGCACUCAAGAAACUUCAGGACCGCUGUGACGGGUUCAUUCGUACGAUAGCAUCACUUGAAGACAGGUGUACCUCGCUGAAAGGAACUGUUGAGCAAUUGUCGACUGCCCUGCAGAAGGCGGCAGCGGCCGAAACCGAGUUGAGGGCAGAGUUAAGCAAGACUCAAAGACUACUCAAUGAGGCGAAGAAUAAUGAGAACAACGCAAUGGACAAGUUGAGGCAGACGCAGAAAAAUAUUGCAAAUUGUGAGAACGAACGCAGAGUUCUUACGGAAAAGUUGGAAAGUGCUAAAGCGGUUGCGGGUGAAUUCAAACGACUUAACUGUCAGUUGGAGGAUCAAGUACACCGUCUUACAAAUCAGCUGGCAAAUCUUGAAGCGCAGAGAGCCGAUCUCGAGUCCCAGCUCCGCAUGACCACAUGGGAUGGAAAAGAGAGUGAUAGCAGUGAGUUGGAGAGAGAGCUCCAUGGUCUUCAACGGGAGAGAUCUGAGCUUAAAGCGAAGAAUGACGCCCUUCAAGAUACAGUGAGGAAGAUGGAAGCCGAGAGAAGAAUGACCAGACCGUCAGUAUUGAGGAGCAAGAGUCAUGAUAGGACUGAUAAGGGAGUUUAUUAUUCGGAUUUGGAUUCUGGAGCAGAUUCGUCAAAAGAGUCACAUUUAUACAAAAGCUACAAAGAAAUACCAUGUAAGGACAAAGGCCCGUCCUACAGCACUGAAUUGAGUCUGAUGGAAUUGGAGAACAGGGAACUGCGAAUGAAGAUACGGAGACUGGAAAAAGAACUCGCUGAUAAGGAAUCGGAGUUAUCCAUCUCUCGUAACCGUUACCUAUCCGAUUUGUCUACGGGUGGUAGCAGACAAGACAUCGACCAGUACAAGCAGGCUGCGUUGCAGGCAGAAAGGCUUUUAGAGGCAAGAGAAGCCAGCCAUAGACAGCAGAUCAUCAGAUUGGAGAACCAAAUAAGCCAGCUCCGUACGCAGCUGUCAGCCGAGAUUCGUCGUCGGCAGUCGUACGUGGCCCGAAGUGGGCGAGCGGCUCGCGACAUGCAACGGCUGCGGUCGGCUUUAGGAGACUCUUUGCGGACUGUGGCACAGGAUCCAGCGCUGGAUUCAUACACUCUAGAGCAUGAAGCUCGUAAAUUGGACAACACAUUAGCUCACAGUCUGCCGCCGCUCAACGACAGCUUUGAUUCCAAAUAGAUUUUGAGGAACUCCUUAUCCUAGCAGGGCUUUCAUAUGAAAAAGGGUAAAAUACCAAUCUACUACAAUAUCAAUCGAUGUCCUUUAUCUACCUUAGAGACAACGUAAUCUCUAAAUAUAUGGGCCGUCGGAAUUCAGCAGAUAUAUAGUACAAAUUUUAAACCAGACCAGGGCCGCAACUCUGUAACAUCCAACAGCGAUAACGAUUCUGUUUGAUCUAGUUUUUUCAACUAUAAUUAUUGAAGUCGGAACACCUAUAAGGAGUUACAGGGUAAUGGCACUGAGCCGGUACUUUUAGUCCCAAUAGUGAUAACGAACUGUACCCCACGAUCAUAGGUUGAGAUUCGCCACAUUAGAGCUACGGUGGAAAUGGAGUAAAGAAGCUUUGCAGUCGGUAUCACAUUAUUAGAAUUUUUUAAACAAAAUUGAGCAAAACGUUUUGUCAAGUUUUCGUAUAUACACGAAUAUGAAAAGUAGUCUACUUAAAAUAGUUCUUUCCUAGUCAUGUUUUCCGUUAACAAAUAUUUCCAGAAGUAAAAUCGUCCUCGCGACUACUCCCAACAUGGGUGAUUUGUAACAUUACUUCGGUACCCUGCCUUGUAAAAAAAUAAUUUUCUUUGAGUGGUUUCUUUAGUGAACAUUAUAUUCUUAUGUUCGAAUCCACUCACAUAUUUUAAUUCAUAAAGAUGAAUCAGUUCUACACUGUUUUAAUGGCACAUUUUUUUAAAAUAAAUAAUAAUCAGUUACUAGCCUUGUAGGAUUAUGAUUGAUGAAGCUAUAUUGUCUUUCUCAAUCAUCAAAUUCGUCCCAUACUGACCUAAAGUGAAAUACGAUCUAAACAUUCGUAGGCCAGGCCAUAACUCUAUUAACCUAACAAUGAUUAAUAACUACGUAUUUUGCAUUUACAAUAAAUGACAAAUCUUACCGUUAUCGAAUGACUCACGUAAGGUCAUACGGAAACACUACGGAAGCAUUUUUUUAUGAAUGACUCAGCUGAGCAACCGAGUCUAGUUUUUAUGUUUGUGUGUUAAUAUACCUGUUUGUAUUUAUUUGUGGCUUAGAUAUAUAACGAUUGAAUAGAAAAGAUUCAGGAAGCUCCUACUCAUAAAUGAGGAUGUCUUGACCUACUGCUCUCUUUAAUAAAUGUGAAUGUUUGCUUUGCGAUUAAAAUACCGAAAAGAUAAAUUAUGUUAGGGUAAGAUUCAGAAACGAGAUUCUAAGUCUGACUCCCGUACGUCAAAAAUGUAUUGGAUUUUGUCAUACGCGAUGUAUGGUUCGCGUUUCUGAAUCGAACCUUAAAAUUAUCGCGUACAAAUCUAAACAAACACACUUUGGAUAUGAAAUAAAAUAGUGAGUCGUAGCGGCAAACUUUCUAAUAGUAAAUUCGAAUAAAUAAAAAAUAAAAUCUCGUGUAGCAAUUCCAACUAUCAAUUCAAUUAGAAUUAGCCACUUCGUACCGAUACAUAUAUAAUUUCGACUAGUCUAGUAAUAGUUCUAAAAUAAUUUUGGUGUGCUCAGUAAUUUAGCAAUUGACAUAAUUAUACAGAUUUUUUAAUUUACAUUAAAUGUAAAAAUAUAAGAUGAGGGCAGACGGGUCACUGUACGAGUUGUUUAGCAAAUGUCUCUGUAUCGCCAUAUAUCAUGUUGGGUAUCGCUUCCCGUCAUUUCAUACGCGUACCGGAAAUAGUAAUCCACGAUUUUUAUAGUAUAAACAAAGACUUUUCGAUUUUUUAAAAAAAUAUUUCUCCAGCCAAGAAAUUAAAGAAAGUUUUACAGCAGCACUCCGCUUUUAAUGUGCAAAUAGUAACGGUGUUAUGUGAACGAGUUCGAUUAUCGAACUGUUAAUUUUAAAUUUCUCGCCCGCAUCAUACACUCAUAAAUCUUAAGUUAUUAAAUAGAUCAAAUACUGCCGAUACUCGAUAAAGCUUUUAUCUAACAUUAGCUACUUACUAAAUUAUAUAUAAUGGUAGGCGUAACAUUAUCUUCAUCCAACGCAUUUUCUUCAACUUUGAUAUUUGGGCAACAAGUGGAUUUGUAUGUGGGAUGACACUUUGACAUGAAAAUCUAAUGUAUUAAAAUAAGACCGCCUCUUCACACGUACAUAGCAAUUUCGAAUUGAAAUAAGCAUUUGUUUCGAUUAAUGAGUUGGCGUGAAUAAUAUAUAAUUUUCGGUUGAUAACAAAAUGUUACCAAGUGUAUUUGACCUUCGCUGACCCCAGGAGAAUCAUUCCUGCACUCGUUAAUAAUGUAAAUUGAAUGUAACGUGGGUCGAAUUGAGGUGCCGCGACUAGACGUUUCCCAUUAUUUUAGUCAUCGCCCUGUUAUCAAUUUACCCAAUAUUGAUCUAGUCACUCACUAGUCGUAGUGUUAAGGUUUUACUUUGUAUUAUAAAAUAAAUUAACGGUUCGAAUUAUUCAGUUUCCUCAACCUUUAUUCGUAAAAUUAAUCAAAAUAUUACUAUUAUAAUCCUAUCUGAAAUUAAUAUUAUUAAUCAUAUAUACUAAUAAGGUUUAGCCCAAAAUGUUGUAAUCCAUAAAAGGAAUAACACGUAGUCCGCACAUAAUUUACUAGAAUUACGAUUAUGCCCGACCUUGUGAUUAAUUAUAAUAAAAGGAAAAUCAUCAGAAAUUGAACUGUGUAUGGUACAAUUAGAACAAAUAUAUCUAUGUAGAAUUUGAUUGAUACAAUAUUUAAGCGUUUUGUAACUUUCUUUUACCAGUUUUUAUAUAUUUUUACCUUAUCUAUGUUAAAUUUAUCAUCAAGUAAAUAGAGCUGAUACGUAUAAUUGAUAAUGUGUUGCAGGUUCCAAAUUUUUAACAUUCAAUAACGUUUUAUACAUUUCCCAAGUAUGUAUGUAGUUUAGCAGUGUUGUCACUUAGUACAUAAUUACACAAUUUUUUGAUUGUUUAAUGUGGAUUUCUAUACGCAUUUCGUGGUGAGCUCGAUCUAUGUACGAGACCUUGUUUCAUCAUAAGAAAUGCGUCUUAAUUAAGAACAUGUUUGUAUUUUAUAAAUUAGAUCGCUUAUUUUAUAGGUCAUAGUCAAUAAGGCGUAUUGUGUUCAUUUCCAUUGGACUGUGUCAAUUCUUAUGUUACUAGAAUAUCGACAUACGCCCGCCACAUUACACUGCCAUUUUUUUAUCAUUGUAACUGUAGUUUAGUUAUCACAUUUUAUGAUACCCUUUUUACACACGGCAAGUUAAUAAAUAAAUAUAGAACA
Pieris brassicae (large cabbage white) is the source of this 9089-nucleotide messenger RNA. It is a transcript of the gene Root, whose product is annotated as rootletin. Bases 24 to 5870 code for a protein of 1948 amino acids. Lineage: Eukaryota; Metazoa; Arthropoda; Insecta; Lepidoptera; Pieridae. The transcript has 39 exons. The record is from RefSeq and is a predicted model, not a curated record.